Aphanomyces astaci is the source of this 1757-nucleotide messenger RNA. RefSeq lists its product as hypothetical. The transcript is spliced from 2 exons. The record is from RefSeq and is a predicted model, not a curated record. The coding region runs from base 78 to 1646 and encodes 522 amino acids. NCBI's taxonomy places the organism in Eukaryota, Oomycota, Saprolegniomycetes, Saprolegniales, Verrucalvaceae.
GUUUUAUAUUAAUAUCCUUGUCGCUCUCCCAUACAGUCAUACCACGUCAGCAAACCACCGCAUUGGAGAUUAAGCCGAUGAGAAUCACAGCCACCGCCGCGGCGUUGGCUACCGCCCUAUGUGCAUUGACGUCGGCAGAGGAAGCACAAGCAGGCACGAGUGCCCCCACGCCAACACCAUUCGGCGUCACGCACACUCUGUCGUACCAGAACCACGGCGACGACCCGUACAGCAAGGACAAGAAGGCGCCGAACACCGACGUGACGCUCUACCCCGAGACGCAAAACAUCCCGUUGGACCCGACAUUGUCGCACCUUCGCCCGCCUCCACCGCGCAUCCCGUCCUCCUUCGACAUCUUUGUUGGCCUCUCCGUGUUCCGCGACGGCCUUCGGUGCGGGUACACCAUCUUCACAGGGUUCAAGCGCGCGCGCAACCCGGACCGGUUGUACUUCGGCAUUGUAGACCAAGUCAACCCCGACGACUUGAAGUGCCUCGACGAGUACUGCAAGCUGGCAAAGGUGGAAUGGCCGGACGACGAAUGCAAGUACAAGUCGCAUAUUCGUGUGGAUGAGCACUUGGCCGACGACUCGCGCGGGCCAACGUUGGCGCGCCAUUACCAGCAGAAAUUAGUCGGCGACCAAGAGUUCUGCUUGCAGCUGGAUGCCCACAGCGUGUUCACGAACGACUGGGACGUCGGCAUGAUGCAGGACUGGACAACCCUCAACAACGAAAUGGCCGUCCUCACGACGUACUUGCAUAACCUGAACGACUUUAUCGGGGACGAUGGCACGAACAAGCCCCCGAACCACUUGCCGCACAUUUGCCAAACCAUGCGCGGCGGCAACGGCCUCGUCCGUAGCAUCGGCGCCGACCUCAUCCUGCAGCCCAAGCAUCCUCAAAUGUCUGCAUUGUGGGGCGCGGGGCUAUCGUUCAGCAAGUGCCAUGCCGAAAAGCGCGUUCUCGUCGACAACCACAACCACUGGGUGUUUGAUGGAGAAGAAUUCCUGCGCGCGUCGCAUCUGUGGACGCACGGGUACGACUUGUACUCGCCCAGUAAAGUUGGAUCGGUCGUGUAUCACAACUACACGUCCGUGCCUGCGCGCUUUGAGCAUGUGAAAGUGGACCAAGCGCUCAAGACCAAGGAGCAAGAGAUGGGUAUCAACCGCUUCAAGUUUGUCGUGGGGUGGCCGUUCCAGGGGUUGCUGGAUUCGUUCGACCUGGAAAAGUACCCCUGGGGCACGGCGCGAACGCUGCAGCAGUACCUCAACUUUUCAGGCAUCACGUUUGAACCAGGACAGAAGGAUAAGGGGUCGUGCAAGCAGUUGCAUUGGGUGCCAUUCUCCGACCCGACCUCGGUUGAAGCGCUCGUUCCAGGCUACACCAUGACUCCUCGUCGUUCUUCGCAAUCCACAAAAUCAACGGCUCCCCCCGUACUGGACUUGUCAUCAGUGGCAAGUCCUGCCGAAGCUGUGGGAAGUGCUGGCACCCAAAUGCUGCGGCAACAACGCAAGCCACAUCAUGUGAACGUCCUUUCCGUGGGAGUCGUCGUGAUGGUCGUGCUGGGGGUGAUCGUGUACACGAACGAUGGUCUGUGGCGCCGCGUCCGCCGUCUCGUUCGCGCCAAGAAGUAUGACACUGGACUCUAAUCUCCACGCUAUUUAUGUGGUGGACUGGCUCGCGCAAAUGUAAAAAACGAUCGGGUUGUGGUAUCUUCCGGAUAAUACGAUACUUGAUUGGGCAAUUUAAAAUUAUCCGGA